UUUUUCCGCUCUCGGAGCCGGCUGCUGCCGGGAGCGGUUCGUCAGGCCACCGGGAACGGACGGGGCAGCGGGGCGGAGCGGUGAGUUGUUACCAGCUCACCGGCUCCCAGCCGACUCUGGGAGGCUCGAGACUUCUGCGAGGGGCGAGGCCCAACUCCUGUUUUUUCUGUUGGACAAGGAAAAGAAGUUCGGUCAAGAAGGUGCCAGUAAGGAGAGAGCAGAGGGACCAAGAAAGUGGAGGUCUCUAUAAAUUCAAAGGAUAGAUGAAUGGGAGUAAAGAAAUUUUUUAAAAGAAAGAUUGACUUGGUACCCUGAAGAGGCUCCUGGGUCAAAGCAGUAAAAGAGAUAGAGUGAUGGAAGAUUGUAGUUAAAAAGGAGAAUUGGGCUUCCCUGGUGGCGCAGUGGUUGAGAAUCUGCCUGCCAAUGCAGGGGACACGGGUUCGAGCCCUAGUCUGGGAAGAUCCCACAUGCUGCGGAGCAACUAAGCCCGUGAGCCACAAUUACUGAGCCUGCGCAUCUGGAACCUGUGCUCCGCAACAAGAGAGGCCGUGAUGGUGAGAGGCCCGCGCACCGCGAUGAAGAGUGGCCCCCACUUGCCGCAACUAGAGAAAGCCCUUGCACAGAAAUGAAGACCCAACACAGUCAUAAAUAAAUAAAUAAAUAAAAUUUAAAAAAAAAAAAAAAAGGAGAAUUGACUGUGGUCAAGCAGGAGAAUAGUUGUGUCAAGUUUCAGGUCUCAGUGGCUGAAGAUGAAGCUCCUUGAGGUUGAAGAUCUAAAUAAAACUAGUGCAGGAAGUUGGAGAAGAAUGUCAAUAUAGAUGCUAAAAUUACCAAAGAUGAUGGCAGGGGGAGAGGAAAAGAUGAGCCUGGUGCAAAUGUUCUGUACAUUAGCAACAAUGAAGAUGCAGGUGUGGAUUUCAAGAGAAGAUGUUGAUAAAUGGUGAUUGUGGAGUAUUUUUCCGAAAACAGCAAUAUGGAGUAUUGCUCUUUGCUCUUGGCUCUUUGAGUAGGGACAGCUCACUACUUGGGAGAAGGCUGUGAAACAGGUGUUUGCAAUGGCUGCUACUGUGAACUUGGAACUUGAUCCCAUUUUUUUGAAAGCACUAGGCUUCUUACAUUCAAAGAGUAAGGAUUCUGCUGAAAAGCUAAAAGCACUACUUGAUGAAUCUUUGGCUCGGGGCAUUGAUUCAAGUUACCGUCCAUCUCAAAAGGAUGUGGAACCACCCAAAAUUUCAAGCACAAAAACUGUUUCCAUUAAGCAAGAGCCCAAAGCAUCAUCCAGUCUUCCUUCUGGCAAUAAUAAUGGCAAGGUCCUAACAACUGAAAAGGUAAAGAAGGAAAGUGAAAAGAGACCUGCUGAUAAAAUGAAAUCAGACAUCACUGAAGGGGUUGAUAUUCCAAAGAAACCUAGAUUGGAGAAACCAGAGACACGGUCCUCUCCCAUUACUGUCCAAACCAGCAAGGAUUUAGCUAUGGCUGACCUUUCCAGCUUUGAGGAGACCAGUGCUGAUGAUUUUGCCAUGGAGAUGGGAUUGGCCUGUGUUGUUUGUAGGCAAAUGACAGUGGCAUCUGGUAAUCAAUUAGUAGAAUGUCAGGAAUGCCAUAAUCUCUACCACCAAGAUUGCCAUAAACCGCAGGUGACAGACAAAGAAGUGAAUGACCCUCGCCUUGUGUGGUAUUGUGCCCGAUGUACCAGACAGAUGAAAAGAAUGGCUCAAAAAACUCAGAAACCACCACAGAAACCAGCCCCUACAGUUGUUUCUGUAGCUCCAGCUGUUAAAGAUCCAUUGGUUAAGAAACCAGAAACUAAACUCAAGCAAGAGUUAACUUUUCUAGCAUUUAAGAGAUCAGAAGUCAAGGCAUCCACGGUUGUUUCAGGAAAUUCUUCUAGUACCAGUGUUUCCUCUUCAGCAACUAGUGGCCUAACUGGAUGGGCAGCUUUUGCAGCCAAAACUUCUUCCGCUGGUCCAUCAACAGCAAAAUUGAGUUCAACAACCCAAAACAAUAGCGGGAAACCUGCUACCUCAUCAGCUAACCAGAAGCCCGUGGGUUUGACUGGCCUGGCAACAUCAUCCAAAGGUGGAAUAGCCUCCAAAAUAGGUUCCAGUAACAGCACUUCACCCACUGUACCAUUGAAGCCACCUCCACCUCUAACUUUGGGCAAAACUGGCCUUAGUCGCUCAGUUAGUUGUGACAAUGUUAGCAAAGUAGGUCUUCCCAGUCCAAGUAGUUUGGUUCCAGGAAGCAGCAGCCAACUAAGUGGGAAUGGAAAUAGUGGGACAUCAGGGCCUAGUGGAAGUACCACUAACAAAACCACUUCAGAAUCAAGCAGCUCUCCCUCAACAUCCCUUAAAGGUCCAACUUCACAAGAAUCACAGCUCAAUGCCAUGAAGCGAUUACAGAUGGUCAAGAAGAAGGCUGCCCAAAAGAAACUCAAGAAGUAAUGUGGCCAAGUAGGUUUUUAUAUCAUAUUACCCUAAAGAUUAAAAUCUUAUUAUUAAGACAUAAACUGUAGUAUACUAUAAUUUAAUAAAAAUCUUCAUAAUGAAAUUUCUAUUAUUUCUUACCUUAAAAUGCUAAAUAGUAGUUAAUGAAACUUGGAAAUGUUUAUUUUAAAUCUGUUUAGCAUUUUUAUUUUGACAGUUUUCAUAGUAUGUGAAAACAACGAUUAGAAUGACUAAUUCUUGAUGAAAACUUCUGGAAUCCCAGAAGACUGAUAGCAUAUGUGAAUUUUUUAAAAAAAUUCAUCUUCUGGCAAAGUCCCAAUAAUUGAUUCUGCUGAAUAAGAUGCCUUACAAGAGCCAGGGGUGACCCAAUAAUAAAGUUUUCUACUCCCCGCCCUGCCGUAGUCUGGAUAUUCAUUGGCAGUCCCAGCCUCAUAUCAAUUGAUUCUCCCUCUCCCCCCAAAUAUUUCAUCUCCCCCUUUUCAAAAUUAAUUUUUCAUAAUUGAUUUCUCAUAUCCCUGUAUUAUGUUUUUACCUUUUUGUCACCUCAUAUCAGUUAUUUAGGGAUUUAUCUCUUCCAAUAGAUUGUGAACCCCCAUGCCCUUUCAGUGCAAUAGUUUUCUCACAUUUCCCAGUUUCCUCACAUUGCCAGUGUAACAUAUGCACAUAGUAUAUGCUUAAUAAAUGUUGACUUUUGAUUUUUCCUGGUUACACACAUUUCCUGAGAAUUCUUGAGGAAAAUACCCAUUCCAAGAGUCUUUGUGGAUGGAUAAUUUCUGAUUUGUUUAUGUACUGAUAGCAUCUUCCUGUACCAUGAAAAAAAGGGCAAUUUUAUUUUUACUGCCCAAAAUAUUACAGCAAUUUACCUAAUUUUAGUUAACUUUGUAUAAAAGAAGUUUUAUUAAUUGAUUAAUUUUUUUUGAUUAAUUCUUGAGAUUCUUUUGAAGUGUGUGUGUGUACAUUAAGUCAGAAAGUAUGAAGGGUCUGAGUUGUUGACUUUUUGCAAGCUAGCAAAUUAUCCUGCUGUUGUUUUACAUACAUACUCUGACAGAAGACAUGAGGCUUUCUGGAUCAGAGAAAUAGCAAAAUGUAGCAGCCAUUUUUAUACAUUUUAUACUUCAUGAAUACCUCAUUUCAUCCAGAAACUAGAAGUCCAGCAAAUUCCUACAUUCACUAGACCGAGCAGCCUUGUUCUUUGAGCUUUGAUGUAUGCUACUAACACUUCACUAUAAACCUCUAAACUCAAACCCAUUCCCUUAAUUCCUAUAUUUUUCUCAUGUUAUUAUUCUAAAAUAUAUUGAUAAAUGAUUUCUGUGAAGUUAAAGCUUUUUAAAGUACGCUUGGUCUUUUUUAAGGAAAGAUAUUUUAAACUGCUUUGUUAAAUAAUGGCACUAAAUUAUUCAUGGUAAAUUACAAUUCAAAAUUGAAAUAAUCCAUUGCUUACAAAGUGGAGUAAACAUCUAUUUACAUGUUUAAAAUCUGCCUGCAGAUGUUUUUGUUUUGAGAAACUCAGAUUUCUGUUGAAUAAAUAUCAAUUUGGCAUCAACUCCAAGUCCCCUUUAGCGUCAAAAGACCAAAAAAAAUAUGUAUAUUCAUCAUUAUUGGCUUAUAGUUCAGGGCCAGUUUGGACUAAACUGGAUAAAAUGACAGUGUGACACAAGUUCAGCUCAACAACUAUAACAGUUAAUAUAACCUCAGUACCUACAAGAAAUUAAAGCAAUAAUGCAGACAGUUGCACAUUGGCACCUGAAAUGGAAAAUUUUAUCCCAUCAUAGUCAAAACAUCUGCUGAAUAGAGUUGAAAAGAGAAGCAGUUAUUUUACUUUCUAUAGUAUUUCAGAGAGGACUUCAGAGAACUUGUUUAGGAAGUAAUUUAACUUUUAUUGAGCAUGGCUCUUUGUAUAGAUUAUAUAUGUGUAUAAAUAUAUAUUUAGAAUCUUCACAUAUGUGUAGGAUGCAUACAUCUAGUAAUGUAUAACUCAGUUUGGUAUUUUAUAGAGGUAUAUUUGGUAUUAGAGUUUAUCCUCAAGUAGCUCUUAGACCUUGAUUUUUUUAACUGAGCAUGUGAUGAAAGUGGCCAGCUUUAUAUUAAUAGUAUUUAUCACUUGUUUUAUUCUGUUAUGUAUCGUUUGUUUUUCCCAUCGAAUUUAAAUUGUGUGAGGGCAAGGAUUUUGUUUGUUUUGCACACCGUGGUAUUCCCACUGCAGCUUUCGGCUCAGUGAAUGAAUAGACAGAUAUAUAGCUGAGCCAAAAAGCAAGCUUUUAGGAUUGUAAGUUCAAAUCCCAUUUUAGUAGAAAUUUGGUCAAUAUCACUUUUCUGUUUUGUAUAUCGUGCUUUCCAUUAGAUUAUUUAAUCAGAUAUUUUAGUGACUUAAAGAAAACGCUAAAAGAACACUGGCUUAAAGUCAGAAGACCUGUUUUUGAAUCCCAGUCCCUCCAUGUAUUAGCUGUGUGAUCUUGGUUUCCUCCUGUAUGAUGAUAAUGAAUGAGAUCAAAUGAAAGACCUCUAAUAUUCAAAGGUUAGGUGAUUCUGACUCUUAACAAGGAUGUGGUAGUACUGUUUAUUAGUAACAGAUUAUAAACUGUGAUGACCAUAGGUUAUAUAGGAAAUACAUCAUUUUAUAGAAAUACAUUUGGUGCAAUAAUUAUAAAAAUAAAUAUAAAAAUUAUAUAAGCAAGUAGAGAAAGCCAUACAUUUACAUACCAUAAUAUUAUUUCUUUAAAGUAAGAUAAGCUGUAUUUAAUUAAGAAUACAUUCCCUACAUUUUUGAACAAGAACAUCUUGUCCUGGUAUAUACUAACAUGACUUAUUUUCCUGAAAAAUUAAAGCAAAUUUUGUCUGUAUCUAGAGUGUAAUAUUGUGUGUGCAGUAACUGGCUUACAGAGACUCAGCUUGAAUUCCUGGAGUAAAGAUUUUUAUAUUGGAAUAAUUUUGUAGAUCACAGAGAAUUUAAUGACUGCCUUUUUAUAUAUAUACUAUUUAGUAUAUAUAAGAAGAGGGAGAUAAUUUAAAAAAUUUUUUUAAAUAGACUUUAAAAAUAGUAGCAUUCUAUAAAUAGUAGGAUAUCUCUAGAGAGUAUAAAGUCUAGUGUCCUUCCAAUCAAUGAAAUUUAAUUCCUUCCUCAUCAACUAUAAUGUAAACUUAUAUGCCUAAUUUAGCUUAAAUUUCGUGAGGUUUCUAGAUGUAUUCAGUAUUGAACGGUGCACUGCCUUAAGAAACCAUAGUUAUGACAAACAGGAUUUAAAUAAAGUGGUUUUGCCAUCUUAGAAUAUGAAGAUUUCCUCUUUACUCACAGAACUUUAAGAGGUUUUUGCAAUUGACAAAAGUCCAAGAAGUUUAUGGAAAAGUGAAGAGUUUUUAAUUCCAUGUUUACUGAUUUUUGUAAAUCAUCUAAAUAUUCAUCACAAGUAGUGACAAGCAUCUCUAAAAGUCCAAGUUAUAGUUUAGGGAAGAUAUGGAAUACACCAGCACUUAAAAGUAUUCCAUGCAAUGCUGCAUUUAUAUGAUUAACAAUGUGCGUUAUAUCUCUUCUGCACAAUUCCUCCUUCAUAGAAUUUUUAUACUAAUAAAUACUAAGACCAGAUAUUUUUCUAAAAUAUAAGGAAUGUUCAAAUAGUGGCCUUGUGACUUUUUCACAUGACUUAAGCACCCAUGGUAACUUUGUAUUACUGGAUUUUUUAUAAUUUCUAAACUUUAUUAUGUGUAUAGUUUAAGGCAUCUGUAUUUAAAAAUAAAUACUAAAUAAAAUGUA
Balaenoptera acutorostrata (minke whale) is the source of this 6195-nucleotide messenger RNA. RefSeq names its product integrator complex subunit 12 (gene INTS12). The coding region runs from base 1056 to 2444 and encodes 462 amino acids. NCBI's taxonomy places the organism in Eukaryota, Metazoa, Chordata, Mammalia, Artiodactyla, Balaenopteridae. The record is from RefSeq and is a predicted model, not a curated record. The transcript is spliced from 8 exons. Gene Ontology annotation, biological process: snRNA 3'-end processing. Gene Ontology annotation, cellular component: integrator complex.